Messenger RNA from Oncorhynchus kisutch (coho salmon), 4909 nucleotides. Its product is annotated as serine/threonine-protein kinase MARK2-like. Gene Ontology annotation, cellular component: cytoplasm. The coding region runs from base 1960 to 3888 and encodes 642 amino acids. The transcript has 16 exons. Gene Ontology annotation, biological process: microtubule cytoskeleton organization; intracellular signal transduction; protein phosphorylation. Gene Ontology annotation, molecular function: ATP binding; tau-protein kinase activity. Lineage: Eukaryota; Metazoa; Chordata; Actinopteri; Salmoniformes; Salmonidae. The record is from RefSeq and is a predicted model, not a curated record.
UUUAGGUGGCCGGCUGUAAAAUAAUCAGCGCAGACGCCGUCGAAACCUGGGCUAAACUCCAAUUCUUGUCCGCCCGAGAUUCGGCGACCCAGCAGCAAUCAUACUCAACUAGAGCGGGGGGGGACAAACUCUGAAUCAACUUGAUUACUAGUCGCUGUAUCUAGCUAUUUUCAUCUUGAAACAUGCUAGUGUAGAUAGCUAGCUUCAACCUAUUUCACAUUUUAUUAGCAAUGCUAAAGACGGACGGGAGAGCUAGAAAGCUUACAUUAGUUGCUAGCUGGUCAGGAAAAACACAGGACGUUGCGCUGGUUGUUUUACUCGUUAAACUCGCGGAUUCUUACCUGUGCAGUGAAGAGAAACUAGCCUACGCUAGCUAACAUCAGCAAGCUGCAUUGUCAACUAUUAUGUUGUUUUCAUUCGCAUUACAGCUGAGGGUUGACUGUUUAUUAUAGUUCAUGCUAUGUAACUAGCGUUUGACUUUCCUUCAUCCAAAGAGGACGUUCGGGUUGUUGCUAUAUAUCGGCGUGGCCGAAAAAGUUUGCUAAUCCCCGGACUAGAUUUUACCGUAUAACGUACUUGUAGGAACAAACCUCGCGUUGGGUAACGCUUUAACGUUAACUAACAGAGCCCUAUAACUUGACAGCUCAUCGUACCCACUGCACAGCUCAGUGUUAUUGGCGAAGCACUUUUGUACAUCCAGAGAGUGGAAUAGGCGCACCAAUGUAACGUUAACGUAGCUAGGUACUGUAGCUAGCUUGUGAAUGCAGUGUUAACGUUACUUUAUUCAGAUACGUGUGAAUCGAGAACUUUGCUUUUAACUCUACUUACAUAUUAUUGAUAGGUAGCUAUUUUUUUUUUUACUGACGAUUAACUACUUCAGCUAGUAGGUUAGCUAGCUAGUUAGCUAGCUAGAACUUUAGCUUGCUAACUAGCUAGCUAGUUUACGCCUUCGACACGUAGCCAGCUAGCCGCCAGACAAGGGUACUUAUGAUAAACGUUUUGAUAAGUUAGCUAGCUAGCUAACGUUAGCUAAAGAAACAAGAUAGCCCCCAAGAACAGAGGACAGAUGAACAUCGAGUUUUGAGAUUCUGUUAAGUUGUUACCCCCCCUCCCCCCGGAAAUUUAAGAUGUCAACCCGGACAGUAACCAGGACGGCAUUAUUAACAAUUGAACAUUCUUCAAACCAGUCUCCCUCUGAGUCCAAGGCAGGCGGGCGUGCCAAUAUGCCGCGGUGCCGGAAUUCUGUCCCCACGAUAGCAGACGAGCAGCCACACAUUGGCAACUACCGACUGCUAAAGACCAUUGGCAAGGGCAACUUUGCCAAGGUCAAACUGGCCCGGCAUGUCCUCACAGGGAAAGAGGUGGCUGUGAAAAUCAUUGACAAAACUCAACUUAACUCUUCCAGUCUCCAAAAGCUGUUUCGUGAAGUGAGGAUCAUGAAGUUGCUGAAUCAUCCAAAUAUCGGUGAGCUUUGUGCUGCCCUCUCUUUUUAAGAUUCUCAUCAAUCCCCAACCAAAUGACAGAAACAUGUUUGUGUUCUGCCUGAUUAUUCUUGUGCAGAUGCCUAUCUGAGAAUAUUGAGCAUAUACUAAGAAAUUGACAGCUAUGUUGUGAUGGGUGUUGUCUAGGGCUGGGCGGUGUACCGUAUUUUAACAAUAUUGAUGCACGGACCGGUUUGGGUUUUUACUUUACCUUCUAUAACGUUAUUUGAAUGUUUGUUAAAUGUGGUAUGUUGUGUGUAACUUCCAUUUUUAUAGUUUACUUCACUACUUGAGUCAUCACUCUCCCCCUCUCUCUCCAUAAAAAAUACUGUCCAUUUUUUUAACAAAUACCAUGAUAUGAUAUUUUGGCCAUAUCGUCCAGCCUUAGUGUUGUCUUGAUUGGAUUGAACUUUCCGCUCUUUUCUCUGUAGUUAAGUUAUUUGAAGUUAUUGAGACUGAGAAGACACUGUACUUGAUCAUGGAGUAUGCCAGUGGAGGUGAGGUGUUUGAUUACCUUGUUGCUCACGGGAGAAUGAAGGAGAAAGAGGCCAGAGCCAAAUUUAGACAGAUAGUUUCAGCGGUACAGUACUGCCACCAGAAGUGCAUUGUACACAGAGACUUAAAGGCAGAGAACUUACUCCUAGAUGCUGACAUGAACAUCAAGAUCGCAGACUUUGGUUUCAGCAAUGAGUUCACCAUGGGGAACAAGCUGGACACGUUCUGUGGCUCUCCUCCGUACGCCGCCCCGGAGCUGUUCCAGGGGAAGAAGUAUGACGGGCCCGAGGUGGACGUCUGGAGCCUGGGGGUCAUCCUCUACACCCUGGUCAGCGGCUCUCUGCCCUUCGACGGGCAGAACCUCAAGGAGCUGCGUGAACGGGUUCUGCGGGGGAAGUAUAGGAUUCCCUUCUACAUGUCCACAGACUGCGAGAACCUGCUCAAGAAGUUCCUAAUUCUCAACCCAACCAAGAGGGGCAGCCUGGAGCAGAUCAUGAAGGACCGCUGGAUGAAUGUAGGCCAUGAGGAGGAGGAGCUGAAGCCCUUCAUCGAGCCCCAGCCAGACUAUAAGGACCCCAAGAGGACAGAUAUCAUGUUGCAGAUGGGCUACUCUGCAGAGGAGAUCCAGGACUCGCUCGUCAACCAAAAAUACAAUGAAGUCAUGGCCACAUAUCUAUUACUGGAUUACAGGAACACAGAGAUGGACGAAUGUAUCAGUCUGUCAAUGAAAUCCCGCCCAGGAAGUGACCUCACAAACAGCAAUGCCCAAUCUCCUUCUCACAAGGUACAGCGCAGUACCUCAUCCAAUCUGAAGCCCCGGAGAGCAACAGAUGCAGGUUCUUCUGCUUCCAAGCGUUCCCAGGGCGACAACAAGCAGACAGCAGAGGAUUAUGGGAGGAAAGGUUCUGGCACUGGCAACUCCACUAAAGUCCCUCCCAGUCCUUUAGCAACAGCAGAUCGUAAGAGGAGCACCCCAACCCCCUCCACCAACAGCAUCCUGUCCACUGGUACGAGUCGCAGUCGGAACUCGCCGGUCCCUGAGAGGGCCACACUUGGGGUCCAGAAUGGAAAGGACAGCCUGACCACCCCAGGGUCCCGUGCCUCCACAGCCUCGGCAGCUGCCGUACUCUCCUCCUCCCACCCCCGACAUCACAAGUCCUUGUCCACCUCUGCUCACCCCAGCCCCCCAGACAUCCAUGCACACCGGCCCAGCACCGCCCCUCAGAGAGUACCGGUGGCGUCUCCUUCUGCCCACAACAUCGGCAGUUCCACGGUGACAGACCGUUCCAACUUCCCCAGAAAUGUGACCAGCCGAAGCACUUUCAGUGCCGGCCAGCAGAGGGCGGCACGGGACCAACAUACCUCCACUUAUAAUGGUCCCCCAUCAUCCCCUUCCCUCUCCUAUGGGAACAGCCAAGCCCGAAGAGCCGGGGGCACUGGUAUCUUCAGAAAGUUCACUUCUAAAUUUGUGCGCAGACCCAUGCUGACCACCACUGAGAAGCUGGAGAAGGUCACUCUGGGCUCUGUAGGAGACGAGAACAAGGACUUCCUGUCCUCCACCUCUACGGUACCCAGCACCCCGACUUCAAGCCUGACCUCCAAGGACCACAAGCCCCGCUCGCUGCGCUUCACCUGGAGCAUGAAGACCACCUCCUCCAUGGAGCCCAAUGAGAUGAUGAAGGAGAUCCGGAAGGUUUUGGACUCGAACAGCUGCGAGUAUGAGCUGCGGGAGCGCUACAUGCUGCUGUGCGUGUCUGGGAAUCCCGCCUGUGACGACUUUGUCCAGUGGGAGAUGGAGGUUUGCAAGCUGCCCCGCCUCUCCCUCAACGGGGUUCGCUUUAAGCGCAUUUCUGGCACGUCCAUCGCCUUCAAGAACAUCGCUUCCAAGGUUGCCAAUGAGCUCAAACUUUGAGCUUGUGGAUGAGUAGUGAUGAUGAUGAUGAUGAUAACAAGGAGUCGGCUGGUGGAAGGAGACAGACUGGAGCACGCAGGCAGAGAGGCUAAACUUUGACACAGAACUAUGUUGAGAGGGCGACAAAGGAGCAUGGAGAGACUUUUGGGUGGGGGGGGGGGGGUGCAAAGAGUUUAGGGGAGGUUGCGUGUAUAGACCUUUUAAGGGGAUUGUUAAUUUUCUUGAGGGGGUGUUCUUUUCGUUUGGGUUUUCUAUCCUCUCCCUCUGACUUUUCUGUUGUCUUCUAAGACAGUUUUGUUUCUACCUUAAACCUCACAAUCCUCUUUUUCCAAAAGGAAUUCAUUGAUGGAAAAUAUGAAAGGAAAUGAGUUAUAAAGCAAUGAACUGAUUGUGGGUUUAAUGAUAUAUAUUUUUGUUGCCCAAAAUAGCCCUGGACUCAGCCAGCUGUAACCCUCAGGCCCUUCUCUCUCCAUUAUCCUGCACCAAGGACAAACGGUCUAAACACCAUGUUACUGCAUCUUGCCCCUACUUUCAGCUGUCUGUUUUGAACAGAUGAAGAGACCUGCAGUUUGACACUCUGAAUGUACAACAUGAUUAGCAUAUUCACUACAAUGUAAAUUGGAUUUCACAUCAUGUUCUGAUUCUGAUCAGCUAAUGAAGGCUGCACAAGGUUUCUGCUUCAGUGUGGUGGUUCAGAAAGCCAUUUUUACAUCACAGCACAAUGUCUUACUUGAUGGUAAAGUGGAAGUGCAGACUGGAUUUACCUCUUUGCUCUGAUUACGAGCCUUCACCACCCGUUACCCCAAGCCCCUUCAAUUAGUUUUUGUUUUUCUACAGCAGGAGUAAUUUAUCUGAUGAACUAAUUAAGGGCCAAUUGAUAAUUAUUGGUGGAUUGUAAUGUAAUUAAGAGUUGCUGGUUGGUUUCAAUGUGCUGCACUGGAAUGUCUGAAUUCCCUUGCCUUUCUCUGGAGAAAAUAAUUAUUAAUAUUGUUAUUAAGAAUAAACAAAGUUGGAUGAUUUA